This is a messenger RNA of Cantharellus anzutake, 870 nucleotides long. Its product is annotated as ribosomal protein S5 domain 2-type protein. The record is from RefSeq and is a predicted model, not a curated record. Lineage: Eukaryota; Fungi; Basidiomycota; Agaricomycetes; Cantharellales; Hydnaceae. Gene Ontology annotation, biological process: U1 snRNA 3'-end processing; nuclear mRNA surveillance; U5 snRNA 3'-end processing. Gene Ontology annotation, cellular component: cytoplasmic exosome (RNase complex); nuclear exosome (RNase complex). The coding region runs from base 1 to 870 and encodes 289 amino acids. The transcript is spliced from 6 exons.
AUGCCACGGGAAUUCGAUCAGCCAACAUCAAAUCGAACAUUUGUCCUCUCUGCCUUGCAAAACCGUAUCCGCUUGGAUGGAAGGGAUUUUCUUCAAGGGAGGGAUCAUGAGCUCAUCUUCGGGGAGGAUCUUGGCGUGGUUGAGUGUCGGUUGGGAAAGACAAGAGUAAUUGCAGUAGUCAAUGGAGUGAUUGGAAGACCACAACGUGCCGAUAAACCGUAUGAAGGAGCUCUGACUAUCCAUUCAGAGUUGUCUCCAAUGACGGCUCCUAUAUAUGACACAUCCAGACCGACGGAUGAGGAGGUCCUCAUUACACGAAUGCUCGAUAAAGUCUUGCGGAGGAGUCUUGCUGUUGAUCGAGAAUCACUUUGUAUUCUGGCGGGACAGCGGGUAUGGAACCUCAAGUUAACGUUCCAUUUCCUUUCAGAUGAAGGAAACAUGCUCGAUUGCGCAUGUCUCGCAGGCAUAGUAGCGUUACGGCACUAUCGUCGGCCAGACGUAGAAGUUGUAGGGGAGGAACUGAUCGUACAUGAUCCAGCCGAGCGAGCACCCCUCCCUCUCGCCAUCCAUCACAUCCCUAUAUGCGUGACUUUCGCGUUCUUCGAGGAUAGCGCGAAUCCCGUUGUAGAUCCGACUCAUCUUGAAACUGUUCUUUCCUCCUCUCGUCUUCACAUUGCUCUUACUCAUCUUUCGUCUACCUCCCCGACACUUUGCGUCCUCCAAAAGGCUGGAGGGCUUCCCCUAUCGGAAGCUGAGCUAAAGAAAUGCGUGGACGUUGCGAUAUCGAGGGCGAAGGAUCUUGCUGAAUGGCUGGAAGCCGCCAUCGCAAAGGACUGGGAGAAAAGGAAAGUGGUUGUGGAAGUCAGAUGA